AUGAGCCGUUGGCACAGUUCAAGCUGCAAGCGGCCAGAUGUCAGUGUGGCAAGUGGUAUUCCGUGUUGCAAUCAUUGCUUCGCCAUUGCGAUCAUCGAGCAGAAAACAAGACUCACAGAUUUACCACUGCCACUGAGCGACUUCUCUCAGAGUUCUCUAUGGCCAUCAUGUCUCAGUUCAAAUAACACAGUUAUAUCAGAGGAGAGCACAGAACAUGGCGACAGCGAACCUCGGACAGACUAUCAAGAGACUCCAUUCCCGUCACUGCCCUCCAAAGAUCACAUACGACUUGUCAGAUUGAAUGCUGGCCCUUUCGAUAGAAUGCUUCAUGUUGACCUGGAAGUGGUGAACAUCCACAGUUGUCCAGCUGAAUUAUUUGAAGUCUUAUCAUAUGCCCCAGCCAACGAAAACGAAGACUCUGAGAGUCCCCACAUUGUCUUCGUAGGCAAGUACUGGGACAUUGUUCACGUUUCAUACAAUUGCCAACAGGCGCUUCGCUUUAUACGGAACCAGAAGUUUAAUCAACUCUUAUGGGUGGACUCAUUAUGCAUCGAUCACGCUAACCUCAAGGAAAAAAAUCAACAGACUUCCUUGAAGCGAAAAAUCUGCCAAAAGGCGUCUAAAGUCCUUGCCUACUUGGGUGAAGAAACGUCCGACAGUGAAGAAGCUUUGGAAUUUCUCAACAACAGCAUCGCUAUAACAGGCUCCGAAGUGAGCACUGGCCAUGAGCAUAUAAACAAAGAUACCCGGAGAGCUUUGAAAUUCCUUCUAGAAAGACCAUUGUUCACCAGGUUAUGGUUCCUUGUUGAAGCGUUACUUGCUCGGAAUCUUGAGUUACUAUGCGGUGCACAUUCAGCUCCAUGGCCUAAAGCGCCUUUUGCGUUGGCCCAUGAUGACGUGCCUAUACCCGACUGGCUUUUUCUGAAGGAACACUGGUACGGGCUUACCGAUCGUGAUCUCUUGCCCAUAUUAGCACAAGCCUCCUCUUACGAAUGUUCCGAUCCGCGGGACAAGGUAUUUGCGGUGCUUAGCUUGAUAUCCCAGAGUGAACUUAAACCCGACUACACUGUUUCCGUUGAAAGAGUAUACACCGGUCUAUCUGCGUACCUUAUCAAGGCUUGCAAAUUCAUGGAUGUUCUCGAAUUAGCUGGUCUAACAACAAAGACAUUCGACCUCCCCUCCUGGGUCCCAGACUGGUCGCAAGCAUUAUCCACGACCGCUACACCCAUUCCGACAAGCAAUCAAAGAUCCAACCGAAAACACAUAAAGACCUCAGGCUCACGUCGGGUAAUAUUCCGAUCCUACCUUGCCUUUGACUGUGAGAGCCAUCUGAGCGUGGCUACGCCGAUCCUGCGCACUUCUGCUAUCAAGAUUUGCGGGUUAAGUGGCAGUAUCAAGCAUGGUCCAACUCGAUAUAAGCAAGGACAAGAGAGCUUGUUCCUUCUCGGUGGAUACAACAACCCUGUGGUUCUUAGAGAAGAUUUUGUCACGGGCUCUUAUCAUUUCGUAUCGACCUGCGCCCUUUCGCUCAGACAACCUUCUACCAAUAGAUGGCUGCUGCCUUGGGCUAAUGAAAGGCCGAAUGAGCGGUACAUCGUCUCAAGACUGUCUCCUGAAGAAAAUAGUCUGAUUCGUGAAUUCCAUCUGCUUAUGGAACAAACUACACAACAAUCCAUUACCUUAGGCGAUGACGAAAUUCCCAUCCCCUUCGCCAGCGUCAGAGACAGGGUCUUCAGCUUUUCUCUAUAUCUGCAAAGCCCGUUGCCGAAGCUUGAGAAACGAUUGUGGGAUAAAUGGGAAGAUUCAAACAGAGAGUUUGGAUGGAUGUUCCGUGAUCAACAUGCAACAUGGCAGUUUCUUCGACAAAUCAAUCAUUUGAAAGUUGCCGGGGCACAAGGAGAAUUUGAGAUACUAGUGGACAAGUUCGAUGACAUCCAGACUACAUUGUAUUGCGGUGUGAAGUUGCCUUGGACAUAUUCAUGGGAUCUCAAACAAGCGGCUCAAGGACCACAAUGGACUCCAAUGCUGGGAAGGAUGAUGACGGCUCUUCCAAAGAUUAUAGACUGGGCAGAAACAACGGAAAAGAUAUUGAAGUUGUUUGAAUAUAGUCAAACUAUAUUCGGCGCCAGCUGGACAUCAUUUCCUGGGAAUGAACUACCUCAGAAGUGGAUUGAUAACUACGAGAAUUUCUACAAGGUUCUGGAUAUGGAUAUAAAUAGCAUCAUAGCAGACCUGAGGACAUCACUGGAUUCAUCCUGUCACUGGGACGUACGAGAGUUCGAACAUAUUGCCCGAGCUAGGUGUCGUCUAUGGGAUCUCAACCUACCUCCCGAACUAGAAUCAGGAAGUGCUAGUAACAUAGCAGUGCAUGCGGGCUUCAGAUCCCUAGGAUUGGAGUUAUACGAUGAGCAAAUGGUAGACAUCCUCUGA
Messenger RNA from Aspergillus piperis CBS 112811, 2430 nucleotides. RefSeq lists its product as uncharacterized. Lineage: Eukaryota; Fungi; Ascomycota; Eurotiomycetes; Eurotiales; Aspergillaceae. The coding region runs from base 1 to 2430 and encodes 809 amino acids. The record is from RefSeq and is a predicted model, not a curated record. The transcript is spliced from 3 exons.